Messenger RNA from Drepanopeziza brunnea f. sp. 'multigermtubi' MB_m1, 909 nucleotides. RefSeq lists its product as uncharacterized. The record is from RefSeq and is a predicted model, not a curated record. Lineage: Eukaryota; Fungi; Ascomycota; Leotiomycetes; Helotiales; Drepanopezizaceae.
AUGGCUGACAGGAGGCUCCGACAUAUUUACGGAGAACUCUAUCCGGGCCGGAGCCACUCGCGCCUGAUCCUGCCCGAGGACUUCCACCGGGCAGAAGCGGCCACCACGCCGCACAUUGCGAGCGACUUCCGCCAGUGGAUGCAGAGCCUGAUCGGCGAACUGCGCGAGAUCUACGAGAUCAUCCGGAACAGUAGCGUGACCAUCGCGCAGUGCGCUCGCAUCGCGAGGCGCGAGCAGCAGCGUGUCGUCGAGGACACAAGGGAGGCGUAUCGCGAAUGGGCAAAUAUUAUGGACCAAUGGGAGACGCUCGACCACGAGAGGCAGCGGCUGCAGGAAAUACAGGACAGUAAUGAGCAGGCCAGCAAUGAUAUCGAGAAUCGUGCGAGAGUCCUCGCGCGAGAGAAGGAGGAUCUCACAGGACUUUGGGUGGACCUCAAGGAUGAGUUGAAGGAGCUCGAGCGGAAAAGGGCCGAGAUCCAGCGGCGGGAGCUAAGGUGGCUCGAAGAUGAGAAGCCGGAGGUUGCGGCGAGCGCUGAGGUUGAGGUUCAGGCUGAGAGUGAGGCUGAGACUGAGGAUGAGGCGACGGGAGAUGAGCCUGUAUCUGUUGGAUCUGCACCUGUGAGCUCUGGGGACGGUGAGGAGAAGGCCAACAUGUUUGCCGGCAUGUUUGAACCCAUUUUCGAGGCCACCACGCGGUGGCUUGCAAAGAAGAGUGACGAGGAACUGGGGGAUAAAUCGGACAGCGGGAGGAUUUUGGGGCUGCAGGACCAGCUGAGGCACUUGAAUGCAGUGAUGGAAGAUGGGUAUAGCUUGGAUAUCGCGGGGCGCAAGCGCAGCUUCGAGAUCGUGACUGAGUUAUGGAUGAUUGUGGAUCCUCCUGUCGAGGAGGAGAAACCCAAUCUCUCCUGA